AAUGGGAUGAGGUUUUGCAUGUCUUCACAUGUUUGUCAUGAAUUUCUUAGAAAAUUCUCAUCAUGCGUUACUCCAACAGUCUUGGUUUUAUUAAGCAGAAGUGGACUUUGUCAAGUCAGAAGGUUACAUUCAUGUGGCACCUUUGAGACAAUCUGAAACUGUGACCACAAACCAUGACAGUUCAGAUAAGGGAUAAAAAGUCAGCCUUUUUACUGGGAUCACAAAAACAAAUGAUUCUUUUUUUCAAGGUUUCCAGUAUUAUAGUUUCACAAUCUCAACGGAAGUAUAAUAAGGUGUGAGAUUUGAUAUCUUAAUUCUCAGUCAAACCCCAUUUCUUUCUUUCUUGCCGUUAUGAUAUCAGCAUUGAACUUGACCACACACCCAAUCGUCAUGCAUGAUCACAUGUUCAGUUCCACAGGAUGAAUGCUAUAAAACCUGCAUAGGAAAAGAGCAAAUCAGUACUGAACAGCAUAAAAACAGGUGGAAGACUUUAAGGAGCUGCUGAUACUGUAAACAGAGCACAGAUAUUUGCUUUCUUGAAACUCUAACUUAAUUAUAUCCGGGUCUGAGAGUCAAAGUGCAGUUAGUGAGCGAGUUUUCAGAAUGGAAGCGCUGACCGGGAUUCUUCUCCUCUGCUUGGCUGUUGGAGUUUAUAUUGUUUGUUCUCUGUACCUGCUACAAAAUCCAUGUAUCCUUCAUAAGAAGAAACAGCUGGGAUUCCACUGCAGACACAUUUCACACAGAGGAGGGUCUGGAGAGAAGAUAGAAAACACAAUGGAAGCAUUUAAACAUGCUGUCGAUGUGGGCACUGAGAUGUUGGAGAUGGAUGUUUACCUCACACUGGAUGGCUGUGUUGUGGUUUCACAUGAUAAUAACCUUUUGAGAGAAACAGGAUAUGACAAAACAAUAUCGUCUCUUAGAUUCCAGGAUUUGCCUCUCUAUAAAGAGCGACUUGAGGUCACAUUUUAUGUUGGACACUACAGUACAGGGAAGGACAGGAAGUUUGUGUUGCUGGAAGAUGUCUUCAAGGAAUUUCCCAAACUGCCAAUGUUGCUUGAGAUCAAAGAAAACAAUGACUUGCUCAUUCAAAAGGUCUCUUGUCUUGUGAAGGAAUAUCGCAGAGAAAGUAUUACAGUUUGGGCUUCUGAAGAGUCUGCUGUUAUGGCAAAAUGUCAGAAGCAGAACCCAUCCAUACCCUAUAUGUUCACUAUGAGGCGUGGAAUACUGCUUUUAUUCCUCUUCUAUACUGGGCUCCUUCCCUUUUUCCCUCUGGGUGAAAGUAUGCUGCUGUUCUACCUGCUCAGGAUUAUCAACAGGACUUAUAUUCCAGAGGAAUCCUAUCUGAAGAACAGAUUUGUUGUGUGUCUUCUUCAGAAGUAAGUGACAUUCAUCUAACAAAGAGCUGUCAAAUAGUUUUUCACCCAGUCUUGUGAUGUGUGAUUGUGUUUAUCGAUGCUUUCCCUAGGUUGUUUAUGCGAAAAUCUUUGUUUAAACACUUGGUCAAGAGGGGCAUGCAGGUGAAUAUGUUUUCUCAGUUGUGUAAAGCUAAAAACGGGUCCAAGCCAAAGCAAAAUCAUUUAUUUCAUCUCAUUUUUGGCAUCUCAGGUGCAGCUGUUUGUGUGCAAUGAAGAGAGCGAUAUGGAAGCUGCAUUUGCAGUCGGAGCUACAGGCGUUAUGAGCGAC
Molecule: messenger RNA, 1683 nt
Organism: Ctenopharyngodon idella (grass carp)
Lineage: Eukaryota; Metazoa; Chordata; Actinopteri; Cypriniformes; Xenocyprididae
Gene: gdpd3b
Product: glycerophosphodiester phosphodiesterase domain containing 3b
Exons: 8
Coding region: 604-1380 (258 amino acids)
Biological process (GO): glycerophospholipid catabolic process
Cellular component (GO): endoplasmic reticulum membrane
Molecular function (GO): phosphatidylcholine lysophospholipase A1 activity; phosphoric diester hydrolase activity
Source: RefSeq, a predicted model, not a curated record